AUGUCUACACAAUCCACACCCAGCAUCCUCUUCACCAAUCGGUCCCGACAACAGGGCUUCCGGCUCCUCGAGCUGCCGCCCGAACUCGCGGAGCUGCUUUCUUCUGAGAAUCCGCCGACACUCGAACUUAAAUCGCCAGCCCCGUCGAACACAACAAAUGAUGCCGGAUCAGAAUACGUGAACCUCUGUACGGACACACAAACAUACUCGAUUCGCCAGGUCCAAUCAUCGAACUCGCUGCAUAUCCUCACACCGAGUAGUGGGAAUGGUGUGCGACGGGGCGAUUUGAAGAUUGUCGCGGGAGCUGGCGCAGACGGUGACGAUCAUGGCAAUGGGGAAGACGUGGAUAUGGACACAGACGCGGACGCGGACGCGGACGACCAAGGGCUCAAUCUCAACGUCGAAGGCACAGUGACCUCCAUCGCGAAAUGCGGGUCGACGCUGGAGUUGCACAAGCCGGCGGAGGGGUUCUCUGCUGUGCCGUUCCUGAACAAGAUGGUGCGGGUCUUUGAUGGCGCGGCUUGGGAGGAUAUGAACGGCGCCGAAGCUCAGGAUGAGGGUAUCACCGGAAAAGAAGCUAUGGAACGGGUCUUCGCCGACGUCCCUGUGUCAAGAACACAGUGUGAGCGUGAGUGGGUGGAAAUAUGCGCGUUCGUCCUCCCCUCGCCCACUGCAACAGCGACAACGUACUGGCGGCCUUCGGCUGAAAUGAGGCUGCGCGUUUGGAAGAGGGUUGUUGAAGGGGCGGUGCUGCAGGGCAUUGAUUUGGGAAAGCAGUUUCUUGUUGCGGACCUUUGGAAGUCGGUGCUUGAUGAUGAUGAUGGGGUUGCGCCAUUCCCCCGUCCGCUGUUUGAGGCUGUUGUAAGGAGAAUCCGUGAGCUGGCAGAUGACUUGACCGAGAUGAAGUGGGCCAGUAUUGAAAAGGAAACGUGUGUUCGAUGGGUGGGAGAGACGUAUCUCGAGGCCAAGGCAGCUGGCAGUGCCUCUGCUGUUGGCGAAAGCGAGUUUCUGAAUGCCUGGAAGGACCAACUUCCUGAACAUUGGAGGGAAGAUGUCUCAAUAGCUAUUUUACCUAACAAAUGCUAUAUGCAACCCGAGCCGAAAACAAUAUGCUUCGCCACUGAAGCUGAUAGACAAAAAGCCAAGAAAAACCUGCCCUCGGAUACCACCGCAGCAACGGCGGCUAAAAAGACGAGGAACUGGCAUGAGUUAUUCAAAAACCAAAAGCGUCAGAAACGAUGA
This is a messenger RNA of Aspergillus mulundensis, 1242 nucleotides long. RefSeq names its product putative sister chromatid cohesion protein Dcc1. Bases 1 to 1242 code for a protein of 413 amino acids. Gene Ontology annotation, cellular component: nucleus; Ctf18 RFC-like complex; chromatin. The transcript is spliced from 4 exons. Lineage: Eukaryota; Fungi; Ascomycota; Eurotiomycetes; Eurotiales; Aspergillaceae. The record is from RefSeq and is a predicted model, not a curated record. Gene Ontology annotation, biological process: maintenance of mitotic sister chromatid cohesion; mitotic sister chromatid cohesion.